Molecule: messenger RNA, 684 nt
Organism: Eurypyga helias (sunbittern)
Lineage: Eukaryota; Metazoa; Chordata; Aves; Eurypygiformes; Eurypygidae
Product: transmembrane protein 117-like
Exons: 5
Biological process (GO): intrinsic apoptotic signaling pathway in response to endoplasmic reticulum stress
Source: RefSeq, a predicted model, not a curated record
AUGAGCUACCCAAACUGUCUGCUAAAAUCAGUAGACAAAGGAGAGCUGGUAGAGGACAGAGAUGUGAACACAAAAGGAGGUCAAGAUGUCAAGAAGAGUAUGAACAAUUGCAUUGAGGUGCAUGACACUCACCCAGAUUGGGAAGAAUUAGUAAGGCUGAGCUUUAAUAACAAAGCCGUCGUUAGAAAUUCUGGUCAGUUGCUCCGUCUGAAAAUGUUUCGAGAGGACCACGGAUCUUGGAUGACAAUGUUCUUCAGUACCAUCCUCUUCCUCUUCAUUUUUUCUCACAUUUAUAAUCUUUUCCUCAUCAUGGCAGGGAAUAUGAGUGCAUACAUUAUAACAGACUUCAUGGGCAUCAGGAAUGAAAAUUUUAUGAAAGUAGCUGCAGUUGGGACUUGGAUGGGAGAUUUUGUCACAGCAUGGAUGGUCACAGAUAUGAUGCUUCAAGACAAACCCUACCCAGACUGGGGAAAGUCUGCUAGAGCUUUCUGGAAGAAAGGAAACAUUAGGAUCAUUUUAUUCUGGACGGUUCUGUUUACUCUGACCUCAGUAGUUGUGCUUGUCAUCACUACUGACUGGAUCAGCUGGGACAAACUGAAUCGUGGAUUUCUGCCAAGUGAUGAAGUCUCAAGAGCCUUCUUGGCUUCUUUCAUCUUGGUGUUUGACCUUCUUAUCGUCAUGCAG